Molecule: messenger RNA, 873 nt
Organism: Helianthus annuus (common sunflower)
Lineage: Eukaryota; Viridiplantae; Streptophyta; Magnoliopsida; Asterales; Asteraceae
Exons: 1
Coding region: 1-873 (290 amino acids)
Molecular function (GO): zinc ion binding
Source: RefSeq, a predicted model, not a curated record
AUGUCUGACUUUAACGAGUCAUUCAAUGCUUUGUGUCUUGUUGUUCCUAGAAUACGCCAGGUUUUAACAAAUACUGGGUUUGGUAGAUGGGCAAGAGCUCAUUGUCCCGGCAAUCGAUACCACUAUAUGACAUCUAAUAGUGCGGAGUCUAUUAACUCUUUGUCUAGAUUCUCGCGUAAGAUGCCGAUAACGCAACUUAUCAAAUUUUUCCGCGAGUCUGUACAAAAAUGGUUUUAUGACCGUCGACUGCAGGGCAUGCAGGAGAGCCAUUCACUGACUCAGUGGGCACAGAAGAAAAUUUUAAAGAAAAUUGAAGGGUCUAGAACCUGGACUGUUGCAGGCAUCCGGGUAAACAGUUUUGUUGUUGAAGACGGUGGGAAAAGGGGUGUAGUUGAUUUUUCGAAUCGUUCGUGCAGCUGUCGUGUCUGGCAAGUUUCUGGUCUACCUUGUGGGCAUGUGAUUGCUGUUUCAAGAUUUUUGGGUGAAGCUGACUGCAGUCAUUAUGCUUUCUCGUGUUAUUCAAACGAAGUAUACAAAAAAACGUAUGAAGAAUCGAUUAAUCCUCUGCCUCAUAGGUCUGAAUGGGUGAUACCAGAAGGCCUUAGCAGUGUAUUACCCCCGAAUAUUACAAAACGUCAAUCAGGUCGUCCAAAAGAAAACACCCGAAUCUUGUCUCGUGGGGAAGAACCUGUUCCGGUAUAUUGUUCGCGGUGCCGAACAUACGGACAUGUUCGUGACGUUUGUUUAGAUCCAAUGAAAUCACAGAUUCGUUCACGUAAAUCAUCAGGAAAAGGAAAAGGAAAAGGGAAAGAGAUAGAAACCCAGAGUCCAACGGAUGACAUUUUUCCAUCUUAUAAUUUAGCAGAAUUUUAA